CUCCGGAUAACUCAGUGUCGAUAUCUCUUUUUGCUUCUAGGUGUGCAGUCCAAUGGCUGGUCUGUUCAUGUUCCAUCUGACGUUACUGGUGAGCUUGGGAAGAUGGUUAUCCUGCCCUGUACUUUCACGCACCCCUACAAAACAUUUGACCGGACCCUCACGGCCAUUUGGAGGAUCAAGGAACCUUACAAUGGCACGAUAGUUUUCAAGUGCAUUAGCCAGAGCACCAGCGAGCUCUGUAAGACUGCCAUCAGCUACAAAAACAAAUACAAACUGCUUGGCAACCCCCGGCACAAGGACCUUUCCAUCAGGAUUGACAAUCUGACCUGGAGCGACAGCGAGAGAUACUUCUGUCGGGUGGAGUUGUCCGGAGAUAUCCACGACAAGUAUGAAAGCAGGAAUGGGAUAAAGCUGCACUUGAUUGCUGCCCCCAGGAUCAUUAACAUCACCGUCAGCUCCAACGGGGAUCGCACCUUCCAGGCACGCUGCACUGCCGAGGGGGAACCGGCGCCCGCUCUGACCUGGACCGGACCACCCUACAGCAACAUCACCUCCAUCACCAGCAUGAACCAUCGCGUCACUAAGGAGCUCCAGUACCUGACCCACGAUGGAAAAUAUACCUGUAUUGCUGUCAACACCCAUGGGAGAGCAGAAGGGGCUGUGUACUUCUAUAAAUUCAAAGCAUCCAACAGCUCCUUCUUCCUGAUCCUGAUCUUUGUGCCGCUCGGAAUUAAAGUGCUUAUUUUACUGGUGAUACUGAGCUUCACCGUUUUCUCGAGAGGAGGUACGUAUUGCUGUUUCCCUUGGUAGUCUUCCUCCAUCAGACUUGGUAACCAGAUGGGAGAGAAAGUCAGGCAAGAGGGGUUGGGUUUGUUUGGGUUUGGGUUUUUUUUUAAUGAUUUCAUGAUUUUCCACCCUAGGAGAAGGACAUUUCUAAUGGGAAAUCUAAGAACAAGUAAGAGGGACCUCCUGGCUGGCCGAGUCACAGCCCGCGGACAGGAGGUCUCCUUCGGGAAGGGAUCUUUGAAAAGACAGAGGGAGCAGGAGUUUCCCUACCUGAGGAGAAAGGUUAAUAAACUAACAGAUGGGCAAUUAGCAGAGAACCCACCGCCUACGCAACCAGAUUUUUAAUUUUUUUUUUCUUGAAGCAGACUAAUUACUACCUCUUCCUCUGUAGCCCAUGGGCAGGAUUUACCUUCGCUGCAUCCCACACAACAGUUUAAUCUCCUGGGGUGGGCAUCAUCAUUUUACAAACCGCCCCUCGUGGUCUCCCGGGCCUCGCUACCCAGGUGGUCCCCGUCAUUAGUGAAAUCCCACCUCCCAACCGCACCAAGGCCAUGGGAGCAGGGAAAGCCCAGCUCGUAGGAGAUGAAAAUCAGCUCACGGGCCGAG
This is a messenger RNA of Haliaeetus leucocephalus (bald eagle), 1392 nucleotides long. It is a transcript of the gene SIGLEC15, whose product is annotated as sialic acid binding Ig-like lectin 15. Lineage: Eukaryota; Metazoa; Chordata; Aves; Accipitriformes; Accipitridae. The transcript is spliced from 2 exons. Gene Ontology annotation, biological process: regulation of actin cytoskeleton organization; regulation of bone resorption; regulation of osteoclast development. The record is from RefSeq and is a predicted model, not a curated record. The annotation marks the transcript as partial. Gene Ontology annotation, cellular component: plasma membrane.